Messenger RNA from Gorilla gorilla gorilla (western lowland gorilla), 4930 nucleotides. It is a transcript of the gene BTN3A1, whose product is annotated as butyrophilin subfamily 3 member A1. The record is from RefSeq and is a predicted model, not a curated record. The transcript is spliced from 10 exons. Lineage: Eukaryota; Metazoa; Chordata; Mammalia; Primates; Hominidae. Gene Ontology annotation, cellular component: external side of plasma membrane. Gene Ontology annotation, molecular function: signaling receptor binding. Bases 284 to 1309 code for a protein of 341 amino acids. Gene Ontology annotation, biological process: T cell receptor signaling pathway; regulation of cytokine production.
CAAAAAACUUAUUCUUCCAAAGAGAGAUUGUUAUUAUUCCUCACGAUGACCAGACAGUCUCUGCUUUCUUUUUCCUUUCUUCCAGAAGGAGAUUUAACCAUAGUAGAAAGAAUGGAGAACUAUUAACUGCCUUUCUUCUGUGGGCUGCGAUUUUCAGAGGGGAAUGCUAAGAGGUGAUUUUCAAUGUUGCGACUCAAAGGUGAAGACACUGAAGGACAGAAUUUUUGGCAGAGGUCAUAGUGUCUGCCCCCCACCUUCCGGUGUCUCCUGAUAUGCAGCAUGAAUGAAAAUGGCAAGUUUCCUGGCCUUCCUUCUGCUCAACUUUCGUGUCUGCCUCCUUUUGCUUCAGCUGCUCAUGCCUCACUCAGCUCAGUUUUCUGUGCUUGGACCCUCUGGGCCCAUCCUGGCCAUGGUGGGUGAAGACGCUGAUCUGCCCUGUCACCUGUUCCCGACCAUGAGUGCAGAGACCAUGGAGCUGAGGUGGGUGAGUUCCAGCCUAAGGCAGGUGGUGAACGUGUAUGCAGAUGGAAAGGAAGUGGAAGACAGGCAGAGUGCACCGUAUCGAGGGAGAACUUCGAUUCUGCGGGAUGGCAUCACUGCAGGGAAGGCUGCUCUCCGAAUACACAACGUCACAGCCUCUGACAGUGGAAAGUACUUGUGUUAUUUCCAAGAUGGUGACUUCUAUGAAAAAGCCCUGGUGGAGCUGAAGGUUGCAGCACUGGGUUCUGAUCUUCACGUUGAUGUGAAGGGUUACGAGGAUGGAGGGAUCCAUCUGGAGUGCAGGUCCACUGGCUGGUACCCCCAACCCCAAAUACAGUGGAGCAACAACAAGGGAGAGAACAUCCCGACUGUGGAAGCACCUGUGGUUGCAGACGGAGUGGGCCUGUAUGCAGUAGCAGCAUCUGUGAUCAUGAGAGGCAGCUCUGGGGAGGGUGUAUCCUGUACCAUCAGAAGUUCCCUCCUCGGCCUGGAAAAGACAGCCAGCAUUUCCAUCGCAGACCCCUUCUUCAGGAGCGCCCAGAGCUGGAUCGCCGCCCUGGCAGGGACCCUGUCUGUCUUGCUGCUGCUUCUUGGGGGAGCCGGUUACUUCCUGUGGCAACAGCAGGAGGAAAAAAAGACUCAGUUCAGAAAGAAAAAGAGAGAGCAAGAGUUGAGAGAAAUGGCAUGGAGCACAAUGAAGCAAGAACAAAGCACAAGAGUGAAGCUCCUGGAGGAACUCAGAUGGAGAAGUAUCCAGUACGCAUCUCGGGGAGAGAGACAUUCAGCCUAUAAUAAAUGGAAAAAGGCCCUCUUCAAGCCUGGUGAGUAAAUCACUGUGUGUUCCCUGGACCAACAACCUGAGGGACUAUAUUCCUUUUUCCUUUUUACUUCUCCAACUGUUGUGAUUUGGGGAAGAAAAGCUCCCAUGACUAGGAGAAUUUGGGGUAGGCGACAUUAAAUUCCAACCUGAAAAGUGGGCCCAUCUCCAAGACCCUUUCCGCUGAGAGCCCAGGGAACCAGGGCGAAUAGAUCUCUUGCGCUUCCUCAGACCUUCCUGGGAAGGAAGACACAUAAAGGGUGGAGCUCAGGGGAAGGAGACACACACUGAGUAAUACUGCAGGGAGAGUGAGGAUGGAAAUGCCUAGGAAAGGAGGCGAUGCCUGCCCAAAGAACUUAGUCCUUCCCAGACUUCUCAUGCCACCUACUGUCAGUGCCUUCUCAAAAAAACUUAAUGCUUCUGAGCUUUGGCCUCCACAUAUUUAGGUGAUGAUUUCAAUCUGUGUUUGUGGGGGUUGAGGUGAAGACUGAAGGAAUAAUAAAUAUCCAUUUGUCAAAAACCUUAAGAAGGAGAUGAUGAGUUCAAACUGGGUGGUUGAAGAUUUGCAGAAAGGAGGGUUAAGGGAAAGCAACAAGGAAAAGUGCAGUGCCCCCAUGGUUCCCAACAGUGGGGAGCUGUCUCCACUCCUACACUGGGACGGCUAGGGAGGUGAGGCAGUUACUGGAACCCAGAGUAAGAAGCAGCUCAAAGAGAGGGCUCCCUGAGAAGAGUCAUCAGGCCUUGUUAGAGCAGCAGCAGCUGCUGCUGGCAGGGAGGAAGCAGGAAAUUAAAUGGUGUGUCUCUCCUUUCUUUCUCCUUCCAAUCUCCUAUCAGGGCCUCCCAUUGGCCAAACCCAACAGCAAACCAGAGGACAAGGGAGCCCAGUGGCACUGUCUCAGGAAUCUGCCCAGAGGACAGAUUCCUGGGGCCCAGAAGAGGGUGGAGAAAGCUGAAGGGUGGAGAGUGAAUCUAGGGCAUAUAAGGCACCACAUAGAGCCCAGCACAGAGACGGCCUUGCAGCUAUCAGGAAGAUGAGGAGCUUCCUUCAUGGCCUGCUGUGGGCUGAGUAAAUAACAUGAUUGCCUUCUACAGCGCUAGAGAUUCAUUUGUUUAUCCCCAUUUUUCAGGUGAGGAAAUGCUUCAGAUGAGGCUCCACUUUGUUAAAUAAAUUGGAUGUAUGGAAAAAUAGACUGCAGAAAAGGGGAACUCAUUUAGCUCAUGAGUGGUCGAAUGAAGGUUGAAAAUUAACCUCUGAGUAUAAAGCAUUAGUGGGCAGAGUGAAUGUGGGGAGGGAAACAAGAAAAACGUAGAAAGGAUCCUUGCUGCUUCCUGAGGCCGCAUCAGGGUAUUGGGUUAGGCAGAUGCUGAGGCAACCCUCAUUUCACCCUCCUCUUCCCCUCUGGACACAAGAUACCUGGGGCUUUCUCUCCUGACAUGGAUGAGAGAGUCACAUUUAGGGCAGACUAGGGACACCAGGCUUUGGACUCAUACCUCCUCAGCACGGCCCAGGCCUUGCAUGCUGAGGCUCUGAAAUCCAGGAAAAAUGGUUGACCACAUGGACACUUCCUCAAACUCUCUGCAGCGGAUGUGAUUCUGGAUCCAAAAACAGCAAACCCCAUCCUCCUUGUUUCUGAGGACCAGAGGAGUGUGCAGCGUGCCAAGGAGCCCCAGGAUCUGCCAGACAACCCUGAGAGAUUUAAUUGGCAUUAUUGUGUUCUCGGCUGUGAGAGCUUCAUAUCAGGGAGACAUUACUGGGAGGUGGAGGUAGGGGACAGGAAAGAGUGGCAUAUAGGGGUGUGUAGUAAGAAUGUGCAGAGAAAAGGCUGGGUCAAAAUGACACCUGAGAAUGGAUUCUGGACUAUGGGACUGACUGAUGGGAAUAAGUAUCGGACUCUAACUGAGCCCAGAACCAACCUGAAACUUCCUAAGCCCCCUACGAAAGUGGGGGUCUUCCUGGACUAUGAGACUGGAGAUAUCUCAUUCUACAAUGCUGUGGAUGGAUCGCAUAUUCAUACUUUCCUGGACGUCUCCUUCUCUGAGGCUCUAUAUCCUGUUUUCAGAAUUUUGACCUUGGAGCCCACUGCCCUGACUAUUUGUCCAGCGUGAAAAGAAGAAGAGAGUUCCUCCAAUUCUGACCGAGUGCUGAUCAUUCCCUAGAGACACCAGUAACCCCGGGCUUAGCUAAUGAAAGUGGGGAGCCUCAGGCUGAAGUAACUUGUCUCUGCUUCUCCCUGCCCAGCUCAGAGCUGAGGGCCUCCCCCUCCACAGCAACCAAUCACAACCAUAAAGCUACAGGCACGCACUGAAGCACUUUACUGAUACUCAUUCAAUUAUUCAUAUGACAGUUGUUUGAGUUUGGUACCACCUUAUUUUCCCCUUAUGCAGAUAAGGAAACUGAGGUGCAGAAAAGUGAAUUGACUACAAAGUAGACAUGACUAGUUAACAACACAGCUGGGAUCUAAACAGCAAUAACUAACAUUAAUGGAGAACUUAAAAUGCUCUGAGUGCUGUGUUAUGAGCUUUGGUGGAUGUCACUCCUUUAAUCCUCGCAACACCCUGUCGGGUAGUCUCAUUUAGCAAGUAUGGAAGUUGAGGCAGGGCAACAUUAAGUAACUUACAUAACUCAUGCAGUAAUUUCUGCAGUUGGGAGAUGUUCAGCUUCAGUCCCUGGCCAUAUGCCCGUUCUUUUCCACCCUGAUUCUUCCCCCAAAGGAAGAGCCCACCUGUAGCCCUGAGGUUCUUUUCCCAGGACGGCUCCAGGGUAAGGAUCACUGUAGGUGGUUGUGGAGUUGACACCCCUAUUGACUCCUUCCCAGCUGAUUGUCAGAGCCUUAGACCCAGCACUCCUUGGAUUAGCUCUGCAGAGUGUCUUGGUUGAGAGAAUAACCUCAUAGUACCCACAUGACACGUGAUUUGGAAAGAGACUAGAGGCCACACUUGAUAAAUCAUGGGGAACAGAUGUGUUCCCACCCAACAAAUGUGAUAAGUGAUCGUGCAGCCAGAGCCAGCCUUCCUUCAAUCAAGGUUUCCAGGCAGAGCAAAUACCCUAGAGAGUCUCUGUAAUAUAGGAAAUUUGGAUGAAGGGAGCUAGAAGAAAUACAGGGAUUUUUUUUUUUUUUUUUUUUUUUUUAAGAUGGAGUCUUACUCUGUUGCCAGGCUGGAGUGCAGUGGUGCGAUCUCAGCUCCCUGCAAACUCCACCUCCUGGGUUCAAACAAUUCUCCUGCCUCAGCCUCCCGAGUACUGGGAAUAUAGGUGCACGCCACCACACCCAACAAAUUUUUGUACUUUUGGUAGAGAUGAGGGUUCACUAUGUUGGCCAGGAUGGUCUCGAUCUCUUGACCUCAUGAUCCACCCACCUCGGUCUCCCAAAGUGCUGGGAUUACAGGCUUGAGCCACCGGGUGACCGGCUUACAGGGAUGUUUUUAAUCCCGUUAUGGACUCUGUCUCCAGGAGAGGGGUCUAUCCACCCCUGCUCAUUGGUGGAUGUUAAACCAAUAUUCCUUUCAACUGCUGCCUGCUAGGGAAAAAUUACUCCUCAUUAUCAUCAUUAUUAUUGCUCUCCACUGUAUCCCCUCUACCUGGCAUGUGCUUGUCAAGUUCUAGUUGUUCAAUAAAUUUGUUAAUAACGCUGA